Molecule: messenger RNA, 2919 nt
Organism: Ambispora leptoticha
Lineage: Eukaryota; Fungi; Glomeromycota; Glomeromycetes; Archaeosporales; Ambisporaceae
Source: the annotation of a GenBank genome assembly
AUGCCUUCUACAGCGCACCAAGCUGCGUUGGAUCUUUAUAAAUCUGCGGUAGAGUUAGAAGUUGAUUUGCGUCAGCUGUUAAAAGAGAGACAACCUUUUGAUAAAGAAGUGGCUACAGUUCGUUCAAAGUUGCGAGAUAAUUAUGAAAAAAUUAUAUUUUUGGAUUUUGAUUUUGCCCAAGUGAAAGAUAUAGAGCAAAGUUUAUGGAAAUACGUCUUUUACAGAGUCAUUGAGGAAUAUCGAAAGAGAAUUCGUUUGAGAACAAAUAUGCAGGCACCAACAAGUGGAGGCUCGUCCAAAGGACCAACUGCCCGAAAAUUGAUUGGCUCCUUUCGUUCAUUUUUGCAUGAGGCCACCGGAUUUUAUUAUUCUUUUAUUCAGAAGCUUGCCAUGCAUUUCCAACUUGAGCAGUUGGAACCAAUUAUUAAGAGAUUUGGAUUGAUAACAGAAGCUCUCGAUGAUUCUAAGACAUCAUUUUCAGAUGAUGUGAAGCAUAAGGCUGUGUUAAGUUGUCAUAAAAGUCUCAUAUUUCUCGGCGAUUUAGCUCGUUAUCGAGAAAUGCAGAAUGAGCGUCAAAGAAAAAAUUGGAACACGGCAAGUGAUUAUUAUUAUCAAGCACUUCAAUUGGUUCCCGAUAAUGGUAACCCACAUAACCAACUUGCAGUAAUCGCUACCUACAAUUUAGACGACCUUUCUGCAAUAUAUCGUUACUACAGAAGUCUUGUUGUUCGAUAUCCUUUUCUUACUGCUAAAGACAACCUUAGCUUCAUGUUCUCAAAGGCAAAAAAGGCUUCUGUGGAAAGCUCAGAAAACCCAUCACAGAAUCCUCAAAAUGAUAAAGCAGAAAACCCUAAUCGACGUCGCUUCUCGCAUCAACGGCCAGCCUCUUCAUCCGCACAAAUUAAUUAUCACCGGCAAAAAGCAACUGAAUCGAUGAACAUUGAAUUCAUAAGACUACAUAGCAUUUUAUACUUGAAAUCAAACGUGGAAAUAUUUCCCAAAUUAAAAACAUCAUUUUUAGAUAAAUUAAAAGAAAAUACGCUCGCUGUUGCAUUAGAAUCGGAUCAAAUUUUGAAAAUAUUAAUUAUUAAUAUCGCUGCUUUAUUCGUUUUGAGACACAUCAAUAAUGAAAAUGGACAGAGCAACGGCGUCGCAUAUUCUCAAUCAUCGAAAAAAGCUUUGAUCGAAAAAUUUGCCACUUUGCUAAUAUUGGAUACAUUCAAUGCUCUUUUGGAAGUAUGCAAUACGGAAUUUGAUGAAUUGUUAGAAGAUGCUAGGGAAACGCAGAGCGCUGUUCAAGUUCUUCCAGCUGCUGUCAAAAGGAUCUUAGCACCUUUACGUAUAGCCACCAAGUGGAUUAAAGUUAGUCUUGAAUACUUUGCCUUCAUGUCAGAUAUUAUAGCAAAGGACAAAAAUAUUAUGCACGAACAUGCAAAUUUCUCGAGAUUUUGGGGCUCUUUUGCUCAAUUCCUGAAUUCUCUGGAGAGACUUUUCCCUCACAAUCAAGGCAUUCCCAUUGACGUUCCGUUGCAUGAAGAUUUUGAGAUGAAUGGGUUUGUGGCGUUGAAAAGUGCUAAUGUUUUGAAGGCGCAAGAAUUAUUUUAUCAGGAUGAGCCGUUUGAGGAGUAUGAUAUGCGAAUUUAUGAUAUCGUUGAAGAUGCUAAAUCCAUUGCUGAUUCAAAGGAAUCAUUCCUUUAUUUUGUUGACGGGUUGUUUACCGCUAGAAAACCUGCUUCUCCUGUUAUUCCACCUUUAAAUGCACAUGUUGAUGUAGAAGAUGAGACAUCUAACGAGGGUGUCGCGGGAACACAAGAUUCUUUGCCAAACAACAAUAGCAACGAUUUGUUCGAAUCACAAUCAUUUGCUUCGAGUAGUCCUAAAGCUCUUAAAACUCAUAAUCCUAGUGUUACCUGCGAGGAGAAAAGACUAUCCCCAACUUCCCCUCCGAAAAUUAUUACUGUGACAGAAAUUCUUGAGGACAAAAAAACAUCAACAACUUCCCCAUCUAAUCCUAUCACUGUGGAAGCAUUAUUUAACAAUAGUCAGAAUAUUUUCACCGAGUCCAGAGGCCAGGAAGCUGAACAACAACAAAGUUAUUGGUAUUUCAACACACCUCAAUUAUUUGCAAGCAAUUUUAACGAGCUUCAAAACGUUAAAAACAAACUGAUAUCUUCCUCCGAUACGCUAAAUAAAACAAAUACGCACGACAUUGCCGCAAAACCGGAAAGUCCUAAAAAUAAUACAAAUGGCACUUAUAAGAAAUUUUCAUCUUUUUCACCCAAUUCUCCUCCGAUCGCAGGAGUUCCCGAUGCAUCCCAGGAUCCUUUGGUCCUUCCAACUAAUCGUCAGAAAACUAAUUCAGCUCCUGCACCACCAAAUCGUCUUAGUAUUCCCUCAAAUAGUGCCUCUUUAUUCGCCUUUCCUGGUCUAGAUAACGAUGUUGGUAGAUAUAAUCUCUUUGGGAUUAGAAGUUCAAUUUCUGACAAUAAUGCAACUCUAAACAAUGCUGAGUCCGGGCUGACGACGAGAACCUUGUUACCUCCGCCGGGAUUUUCUUCACCAAUAGGGCAUGGUUUUUCUUCAAACAAUAUAAAUUCGUCGCAAGCUUCCAAUGCAUUUGGAUUUUCAUCUUUUGAUGUUCAAUCACAAUUGCAGCGACAAGCAACGGAGGUUGUGUCUAAUGGAUUUCCUGGAUCACCGCCGCGAACGGAUGCCAAUUAUACUCUAGAUAAUAGAUUAUCUGGGAUAGAAUCCAAUGAGCUUCGAGCAAACUCUUAUUCUUGGUUCUCAAAUUCUGCAAUGACUGGAUCAGCUCAAUUUCCGGACGUUUCUUUUACGGAAAAGAGACAAUCGAAUCCAACGAAUGGUUCAUUGCCUUAUCUGUCCAAUGGCUGGACGCCUACUUCUUCUAUUGGCUAG